Molecule: messenger RNA, 795 nt
Organism: Telopea speciosissima
Lineage: Eukaryota; Viridiplantae; Streptophyta; Magnoliopsida; Proteales; Proteaceae
Exons: 3
Coding region: 1-795 (264 amino acids)
Source: RefSeq, a predicted model, not a curated record
AUGACUCCAUUCAAGGCCAUGUAUGGCAAGACAUGUCGUACUCUACUGUAUUGGGAUGAAGUUGGAGAACGACGUAUAUUGGGCCCUGAAUUGAUCCAGAGGACCUGUGAGAAGGUUGAUUUGAUAAGAGAGAAGAUCAAGGCUACACAGUCCAGGCAGAAGAACUAUGCAUAUAGAAGAAGGCAGCACAUUCAGUUCAGAGUUGGUGAGAAGGCAUUCUUGAAGGUGUCCCCAAUCAAGGGUGUUGUGAGAUUUGGGAAGAGAGGGAAGUUGAGUCCUCGAUAUAUCGGCCCAUAUGAGGUUGUAGCCAGAGUUGGUGCAGUGGCCAAUCAGCUUGCACUGCCCCCAUCACUUGCCAAUGUGCAUGAUGUAUUCCAUGUCUCUAUAUUGAGACAAUACAUCCCUGACUCAUCACAUCUGCUGCCUCAGCAACCAGCUGAGCUUAUUGCUGAUUUGACCUAUGAAGAGGUGCCUGAAGAGAUUGUUGAUGUAAAGGAGCAUAACCUAAGGAAUCGAACCAUCUCUUUUGUUAAACUCAGGUGGUGUAACCACUCUGUAGCUGAAGCAUCUUGGGAAAGAGAAGACUUGAUGAAAGAGAGAUACCCUUAUCUCUUCGGUCUCCCAGGUUCCAGCUCUGAGUCUAUGGUUACUGCGAUGCUAUGGGCUGCAUCGGUCGAGGAUACAAAUGAAUCACUCGACACACCUAUGGAGGAUUCUAGGAAUUCUUCCCAACUUACCCUUCUGGAGGUUGUAUUCCCUGUUCUGGUCAGUAUUGCUGGGAUCUUUGGAGGGUAA